GGCUGACGCACAAAAAAGGCAAACUAGAACCUGAAAAGCAACGGCAACGCGCGCAAUAAACCAACAACCAAAACCGAAAUAAGAAUUGCAUUGAUCGGAGCUUUCUGUCGUCUCGGAUCCGAUUUACCGGGUCCCGUACAAUCCAUUCCGAUUAAUUCCAGCAGAAUUGAUUGAUCGGAGAUUAGGUACAAAGAGAAAUCAUGUGGGUGUUUUACCUGAUUUCGCUGCCUCUAACCCUAGGGAUGGCUAUUUUGACAUUAAAAUAUUUUUCCGGGCCGGAAGUUCCUCGAUAUGUGUUCUUGACCGUUGGAUACACCUGGUUCUGUUCACUCUCCAUCAUCAUCCUUGUCCCCGCCGACAUCUAUACGGCAAAAUUUCAUCUUGACAAUGGAGCUGUUUCUUUCUUUUGGAGCUGGUCAUAUUGGAGUACGUUUUUACUUACUUGGGCUGUGGUGCCCCUUAUCCAGGGUUAUGAAGAUGCUGGAGACUUCACCGUGACAGAAAGAUUAAAGACCAGUGUACAUGCUAACUUAGUCUUCUAUUUAAUUGUGGGAGCUAUUGGACUCUUUGGGCUUAUUCUCCUCAUCGCUAUGAAUAAUAUAAAGAGUGGAGUGCUCGGUCUUGCCAUGGCAUGCUCGAAUACAUUUGGACUUGUGACAGGUGCUUUCCUUCUUGGUUUUGGUUUGAGUGAAAUUCCAAAGAGUCUUUGGAGAAAUGCAUCUUGGAUUACACGCCAGAAAGUUCUUUCUCACAAAAUUGCCAAAAUGGCUGUUAAACUCGAUGAAGCUCAUCAAGAACUUUCAAAUGCUAUUGUAGUUGCUCAAGCAACAUCCAAUCAGAUGUCAAAGCGUGACCCUUUGAGACCUUACAUGGAUGUUAUAGAUAAUAUGCUCGCUCAAAUGUUUAGAGAAGACCCAUCCUUUAAACCGCAAGGUGGCCGAUUGGGGGAAAAUGAUAUGGACUAUGAUACAGAUGAUAAAUCAAUGGCAACACUUAGACGGAAUCUUAGAGGAGCUCGUGAGGGGUAUUAUCGUUACAAAAGUGAGUAUAUGACGUAUGUCUUGGAAGCUCUUGAACUGGAGGAUACGAUAAAGAAUUAUGAACGUGGCAGUUCUACUGGAUGGAAAUAUAUUUCAAGCUUCAGACCUGCUCAAACUGGUAAACUGGCGCCCCUCUUCGAUACAAUGGAAUUUGUUUGGCGAUGCAUCCUUAAAAAACAAUUUGAGAAGCUCUUUGCUAUCAUACUGGGUACUAUGUCAAUUGCAAUUCUUUUAGCAGAGGCAACUCUGUUACCAACUGGAGUUAAUCUCUCACUUUUCUCACUCCUUAUAAACUCUGUGGGAAAGCAAGAGCUGCUUAUGCAGGUUUUUGCUUUUGUACCCUUGAUGUAUAUGUGCAUCUGCACGUACUAUUCUUUAUUCAAAAUUGGAAUGCUAAUGUUCUACUCAUUCACACCUAGACAGACAAGUUCAGUCAGCUUGCUCAUGAUUUGCUCGAUGGUUGCUCGAUAUGCUCCUCCAAUUUCAUACAACUUUCUCAACCUCAUCAAUAUUAAAGCUGAAACCAUAUUUGAAAAGAGGAUGGGAAAAAUUGAUAAAGCGGUACCUUUCUUUGGAGAUGGAUUUAACAGAAUCUAUCCUCUCAUAAUGGUUAUAUAUACUCUGUUGGUUGCUAGCAAUUUCUUUGAUCGUGUAAUUGGCUUCUUUGUGAGUUGGAAGAGGUUUAGGUUUCAGACGGAAGCAGAUGAUACUGAUGGAUUUGAUCCAUCAGGGCUCAUUAUUCUACAAAAAGAACGAUCUUGGCUAGAACAAGGACUAAAAGUUGGCGAGCAUGUUAUCCCACUGGCAAGAAACUUCAACGGUGUGGAUAUUGAAUCUGGCAGCAAUUCCACUGAAAGGACUGCUGUAGAAAUGAAGGCAACAACUGAUAUGAAGGGGAGUGCGUCAACAACUUUGAAAGAAGAUGGUCGUCGACAUAGCUCCAGCAGAGAAGCCAUAAGCAACAAGUACGCUGCUGUGAGAGAGCAGAGUAGACUUGCAAAUAAACCUAUGGAGAAGACAAUCGCCUCUGCUAAGGUGUCAUUGCUGAAUACUGGAAACUCUGAAUUGAACAAUACAACAGAGGGCCCGUCUUCUGGAUUGGCAUCAAAAUGGGAAUCAAUGAAGAAUGGGUUUCAAAAUUUUAAGGCAAAUAUAGGGGCAAAAAAAUUUCUUCCAUUACGCCAAAUGCAAGAAGCCAACCUUGUCUCCCGUAAUUCGUCAUCCGAGUCUCUCGAUGAGAUAUUCCAGAAAUUGAAACGACCAUCUUAUGAACGUGGGAAUAACAGUGAUGACGAUGAGAAUACAAAAUGAGAUGAUAUCAGGCCAGUGGCAGAUGAUUUUAGAUCUGCCGAUAAAUACGAACCUGAUGGAUGAUGUACAGAUAAUGGGUGAUAACCCAUUGCAUACCGCAAUUUUUCUGCAGAAGUUGGAGAAGAUUUUAUCCGUGAGAUGGAGAUAACUUCAUGCAUACAUCAGAGACGAGAUAGAAAAACACGGUAGGAGCGUAAAAGUAGAAAACAAAAGGUGAUAGCUGAUUGUUUGUAGAAGAAAUUUUGCCAUAUAAAUCGCAUUCACUCUUAUGUGUUACAAAUAUUGAAAAAUGUCCCUAAUGCUCUGAAUGCCGUUGGACUGUAGAAAAUGUUGUUAGCAACUAUUAGAUACAGUGAAUGAACUGUAAUUGUGAAAA
This is a messenger RNA of Mercurialis annua (annual mercury), 2727 nucleotides long. RefSeq lists its product as uncharacterized. The transcript is spliced from 14 exons. The coding region runs from base 201 to 2351 and encodes 716 amino acids. Lineage: Eukaryota; Viridiplantae; Streptophyta; Magnoliopsida; Malpighiales; Euphorbiaceae. Gene Ontology annotation, cellular component: membrane. The record is from RefSeq and is a predicted model, not a curated record.